Molecule: messenger RNA, 1792 nt
Organism: Camellia sinensis
Lineage: Eukaryota; Viridiplantae; Streptophyta; Magnoliopsida; Ericales; Theaceae
Source: RefSeq, a predicted model, not a curated record
AAAUAGGAAGAGUGAUUGCCCAGAAGUUGGGUCAAAAUGGGCUUUUGCAGAAGCAGCAGGAGGUGAAUAGUUAGAUCUCCCAACCCAUGGCAUAAACGAAAGAAAACGAAACCCCCCCAAAACAAUAAAGAUGGAAGAAAACGAAAGACUAUUAAAUGAAGAAGAAGAAGAAGAAGAAGAAGAAGAACAACAACAACAACAACAACUAUGGAGCUGGGGAGCAGGAACGGAAGGACAGCUAGGGACAGGGAAGCUUCAAGACGAGCACCUCCCUCUUCUGCUUCUACUCCAACUUCCUCUCUCCUCCGCCGGUGCUGCUGGCGCUGCUCCCAUCUCCGUCCUAUCCUGCGGCGGCGCCCAUGUCAUUGCUCUCACCACCGGUGGAAGGGUACUGACAUGGGGAAGAGGAACUUCUGGCCAGCUGGGUCAUGGGGAGAUGGUCAAUUGUUUACAUCCUAAGCCUGUCCAGUUAUUAGAGACCCUCAUUGUGACUCAUGUUUCUGCUGGAUGGAACCACUCUGGCUUUGUUACAGAUACUGGAUGCCUUUUUACUUGCGGAGAUGGCUCAUUUGGUCAACUCGGGCAUGGUGAUUACAAUUCGCAUAGCUCUCCUGUAAUGCUUUCAUACUUCACUUCGAAGCAUGUUGAGCAGAUAGCAUGUGGUAUGCGCCAUUCAUUGGUCUUGUUGAAAGGUCAUUUUGGAGACCGAGUAUAUGGAUUUGGGUCUGGUAAGCGUGGUCAACUGGGCAUUUCCAAGGAUAAAACUGGAUCAACAUCUCUUCCUCAAACUACCUUUGGAUUGGAAGAUAUCAAGAUCGUUGGUAUUCUCGCGAAUGGAGACCAUAGUGCAGCAUUAUCUGCUGAUGGGCAUCUGUACACCUGGGGAAGAGGAUUCAAUGGUAGUUCAGAUGCGUACACUCCCCAGUGUUUAAGUUCAUCUUUAUCAUUCAUCCAGGCGGCUCUUGGAUGGAAUCAUGCUUUGCUCUUAACGGGUGAGGGGGAAGUUUGUAUGCUUGGAGGCAAGCACCAUGGUGUGCUCGGCGAAUCUCAGAAAAUGAAUCUGGUUAAGCAUUUGUCUGAUGAUUCAAAGGAAACUGUUGUGGGUAAAAUUCCCAAUCUUAAUGGGAUAAAAGUUACGCAGAUUGCAGCAGGAGCCGAGCACUCGGCUCUAGUAACAGAAAAUGGAUUAGUAAUGACAUGGGGUUGGGGCGAACAUGGUCAGCUUGGCUUGGGGAGUACAGAUGAUCAAACUAUUCCUCAUGUUGUCAAACUCGGUGACAAACUUCCAUACAUAAACAGCAGAACUAAAGUUUAUUGUGGAAGCGGGUUCACAUUUGCUGCAAGGACAGUCCGUCUUCCUUCUCAGACAUGAUUUGUGUACUUGGAUUGUCAAUCUUAAUGUGAUGGGCCUUUGGUCUGUCCAAUAAAAAAUAUGAGACGAUGGCAAUGUGAUGCAAUUUAAAGGCAGUGUUAAUUCAAUGUUCGUGGUGCCACAGCUGGAGCUGGUGCAUUUUCUGCACAACUAGUCUGUUGCAGGGUUAAGCUAUGACCCAUGUAAUUCAGUGGCAUUUGGAAGGUGACACUGGGACCUUGAUUGUUGAGGCCAAGUGAUUGAAUCCCUCCCUAUCCUCUUAUUUUGACUGAUGGUGUUACGAAAAAACAAAAAAUGUGGUUUUUUUAGUCGACAUGUAUUGACUAAUUGUAACCCAUAGUCUUACGGGAUAUAUUGUGCAUCUUAAAUUGUUUGUUGAACUUAUCAAUGUCAAGGCUCAUCCCACUUUGACAAUGCUCC